AUGCCACCCUUCAUGCCAAACUUUGAUGAGCGGCUGCUUCAUGACAUGUACCGUGCUGUGAUGUUGGGCUACAACUUGGACAUCAGGGCCAUCAAGGUUGCCUUCGACUAUGAGCUUGAGAACUUGCGAGAGUGCAUCCUCUACGGCCAGCGAUUGCACAAGACUACCACGAAGAUCAUAGCGGAGAUCCUCACGACUCUCACUUUGACCUUUUGGAGGGCUACCAUGAAGAUCGUGGCGAUGAUCAUGACUCUCACUUUGACCUUUUGCAGGACUAUCAUGAAGAUCGUGGCGAAGAUCCUCAUGACUCUCCCUUUGACCUUUUGGAGGAUGAAGAUCGUAGCGAAGAUCCUCAUGACUCUCACUUUGACCUUUUGGAGGACGAUUGUGAGGAAGCUAGUGGCCAAUUGGACCUGUCAGUGGAGCUUCAUGGAAGCAAGGUUGGCAAAUCGGGGCCUGCUCCGGGGACUUUUGGGAUGGCAACGUGCUGCAAAUGACAUCAAGGUGUGCUUCGAGAGGAUUCUGAAUGGACCGUAUUGGGAUCGCACACGCCUGGUACACUGUUGCAUAAAUGGAUGUUGCAAUGACAGGGAGGAGGCAGAAGCCAAGGCGCUGUGGGGAAUUAUGAGGGUGCUCCUCCGAACCGUCCCUGUAACCCCUUUGCUUUCUGAUUGGGUGCGGCUUGGGCCUAAUCUCGACUUUUUCUUGGCGGCCGAAUUCCAGGGCAUCUUGAGCACCCUUCUUGAGAACGCUGAAUGGGCGAUGGAGCUACCCCAGCAAGAUGUUUCUGGAGAGACUGUGUUUAUUGAAUGGCGAAAGUUGGCUGGGAGCCGAUACCACCGCACGCGUAAAGUUUUGGCUUGCUCUGAGGAACGCUUUCAGCGUACAUUGCUUGCAAUUGCUAUUGAGCCACUGAGACACCUGCAUUCUUUGUUUCUUAAAUUUGCUCAUACGGCCCCAAACGACCAAGAGUGGCCAAACCUGCUUUCAGAGGUGUGGGCACCAGCAAGCCGCUUCAUUGCGGUGCUUCAGUAUUUCAGUACACUGGUGGCUGGGACUUGCACUCGAUUGAGGCUGAUCUGGCAAUUGGAGGGGUGCCUGACCAUGUCAGACUGGAUUGAUCAACAUCCACAGCAGGCUCGCCAGGCAAGACACCUUUUCUUGCUUCUUGCUGGAAGUGUUCACAGGAGAUAUGUAGCAACAUUGGACAAAUACCCUUUCAAGUUGUAUGCUGUGGCCGAUGCCCGACGAUGUGACCACGGGGCAAUCAUCGACAAGUUCUACAAGACAUUGCCUUGUUGCCUCCCGCCGGGAACUGCCCGAGAGCUCAGGCAAUAUGUGAGCAGCAAGGAUGAUUUCAUGCAGCUAUUGCCACAGUUUCGAUGGUUUGCACUGCUGGCAUCUUUUGUCACAAAGCUGACCAUUGCUGGGAUUGAGAGACGCCAUGCUACGCAUAAACAACAAGCCAACAAGGGAAUGCCUUUUGGAAUGUUUUCGGCUGGCAGUGUUCUUGCUGAGUGCAGGCUCCAAAGCACAGCUACGGAAAGGUUGCGGCAAGAGCAGCUAAAGCAUCUCCAGGAGGAAGGGCUCGUUGAUAAGGGAUCUGACACUGUAUCCGCUGACCGUCCUGCAAGUAGACGUCAGAAACGUGUGAAUCCUGGAGGCCGGCUUAUUCGCGCGCAAUCGGCACAGGAGCUCUUCAAGUGGGAUUGGCUCCAAUCGGAGAAGCUUCUGGGCAGAUGUUGGAAUCCAGCUUCGAAAGAGGCGCAUGCUGCAUGCAAAGAUGCUUUUGCCAGUUUGCCUCCGGAGCAGAAGAAGGCACUGGAAAAUAGAGCACAAGCUAGCAAGCUCGAAGCUGCUGUGAACAGGAAGAUUUUGGAUAGUAGGCAGUCGAAGGAUUCCAGCGUGAAGGAAUCACAUCCUUCCAAUAAUCAACCCCAUGGUACAGCUGAAGGUGAAGCUAUGCAUGCUGGUGUGGCUGCGGCAAAGACUGAUGCAAAUGCAGAUGCAUUGGAGAUCAUGAUCCGAGAGGAUGCACAAUCUCAUGACGCGCCGCCAUUCCCCGAGCAUUUUGCUUGCCAGAGUUUGCUUGUCCCACUGGAGCAGCAAGCCAGGUCUGGAGUGUCAGCCGCUGUGUCAAAGCAAAAAUACCCGAUAAAACCUGAAGACAUUUCUGCCCGGGCCAAAGUUGCAGGUGGCAUUCGUGGGGCUAUCGGCAAAUUUGCCAAGGAGGCAUCGACAAUUGCUGCCGGUGAUAUGGUCCCCGACAAGGUACUUUAUCCUGGUUGUUGCGGGGCCUUGUGCCGCAUGCAAAGCACACAACGAACUCUGAAGCUGCACAAAGGCAUCGUGGACAAUUUGCUGUUGAAGAUGUUGCUGGUGCAAGCGCAAUCAAAGUUACUUUCUUUGCCAUUGUGCAUGCGAGUGGACGCCAAGCACAUCACGUUGGUGUGUAUGUCGGAGGAUGAAUUUGCUGCAUCCAUGUGCUUUGUAGACAAUGUGCCGAUGGACAAGGUCCGCUUGGUUUUGUUAACCUGGAAAUUCCAUUGGGUUGGAGAGCCACGCCUUGACACAUAUGAAAUCACAGGGACGGGACAUGCGUUUGAGGCUCAGGCCAGCUUGAUUCCAAGAGCUCCUGGUCGUCGAGAAGCAGUUCUCGCUCUUGAUGAUAUUGGCGGUGAUGACUUGUUGGAAGAUCUUGUGACACGUCGCCGUGUGCGGCGCUCUGGCCAUGCAGGGCCUGCGCACCAUGAGCGCCAAAUGUUUGUGGAAGAAGAGUCCAACCCAAUUGACCAGCUGAUCCGGGAUGCUCAAGAUCCCCAGGAUGUGAUUGCUCAGCCUUUGCCAGAAGAGAAUUCGGACAGUGGUUCGGAGGCUGGGGGAGAGGAUGGGGGUGAGGACCAGGACAGAGAUUCACCUGCAGAAGGUUCGCCAAAUGCAAACAGUGAGAUAGCUGAGAUAGCCAUAGCCCAGGCAGCACAGCCUGCACAGCCUCCGCAGCCACAGGCGCAAGAGGCCGAGCUCAUUUACGACAAGGGUGGUUGGGAUUUCUGUGCAUUGGCAAGCGACGCUCCAGUGGAGGGGUCUGAGCGACAAGCGGAAGUUGCACGCCUCUUGGGGCAUUCUCCAACCUACGCAGAUGUGGAGAAAGACUUGAAGCAAUGGUUGGCCAAGGGUUUGGAGGUAGAUGCCCCGGGCCACUCCGAAUCCAGCUUGCAGCUGAGAUCGGUGAAGUGGCGCAUGAAGAUCCGUCAGCGCCAGGACGUGCCUGCCAUCAAAUCAGAGCCAUCGGCAUCGACCGGAAGUCGAUUGAGCACUGUGAAGUCGGAGCCAGUCUCGCCUGCUCACAGCAAGAUCUUCAACACUCCGUCUCCCAGCUCAGGCUCAGAUGAGAACAGCCUGCCUGCCCCUGACAGGCAGGAUGAAACUUCAGGUUCAGGUCCCCAUGAUGGUCAUAAAGCUCCUUCAGAGCCCGCAAAGGACACUGCUGAGGAAACUUCAGGGCCAGUUGCUGAAGACCCAGCGCUGGAAUAUGUGAAAGCCUAUGUGCCCAGGCCAAAUUGUGCAGCCUCAAACAAACCCUACUCUCAGAAGAGCGCUUCGUUUGUGAAGAACGGGGACGAGCAGUUGGCAGAAUUUAUUUUGGAAGCUUUGCGCCGUCUAGAUGAUGGGACAAAGGCUGAUAUGCUGAUGUCCGGUGUUGAAGACUUUGAGAUAGGGACCGCAUGCAGCGGUACAGAUGUCGCGGUGCUAGUGGUGAAGGCAUUUUCCCGAGCCUGGCACAAAUUUGCUGCCAAGCGCAUGCCUGAAGUUUACCACCGCUUCUCGUGUGAAUCCGAUGAGAAGAAACAACAAUUUCUUCUGAAAAUGUUCAGGGACACCGAGGAUCGAGGUGACCUGGAUGUGCUGCUCAGGAACACCAUCGAUCUGACUUGUGGGGAAGAGGAAUCCGUGCACAACAUGGUCACAAACAGCCAGCUCAACGGUGAUGCACGGUGGGUAGUUCGAGACAGUGGGCGCCGAACAGGAUCUGUGUUUGGUCAUGUUGCUCAGUAUUGCAAGAACGUGCUCAAUGACUCACGCUACAAGGGCUGUUUGAAAGGACUGCUUAUGGAAAAUGUGCUUGGAUUGCUUACUGCACCAAAGGGAGUGAAUGAAGAAACUGGACAACCGUGGCACUCCAACCUCGACUACUGCAGUUUGGCAACGCACAACGCUGGCCUCUUCAUGAUUCCAUUCAUCCUGGAUCCACGAUUGUUUGGGAUUCCCGUGUCACGACAGCGGGUUUGGAUGGUAUGCUUGCCACAAUGGAUGGCGGCUGAAGCAGGGGUCAGCGAGCAGGAGGUCGCACACAUGGCCCAUGAAUUGGUGGACAGGCUUUGCCAGCCUGAGAACGCUGAGAACAUGAGGGAUCUGAAAGAUUUCCUCCUGCCUUAUGAACACGAACUUGUUCAGGAGCAGAUUCAGCUUGCCAAAGAAGCCAGGGGAAGAGUAAAUGCACGGAGUUCGAAGGCAACCAAGAGCUUCAAGCCUUCCAAGUGGGCAGAACAGCAUCGUAAAGCUAUGGAGGCUGCCGGCCGCGAUUGGUGGGAGCCUUCCUUUCCUCAGGACGGUGUAUUCCUUGCACAUCCCGGCUUGCAUGCCCUCACAGAGAGGCAAUUUGACCUCUGUUCAGUUUUGCGAAUCAAGUUUCCGGACCAUCGUGUCGCCUGUGUGGAGCUCUCCCAAAACCUACGUGGAGGCAAGGAGAAGAUCGUCAAGAACAAUCAUGCUGACAUUGUCACGCCCAAUGGUCAACAGUUGGUGACUCACCAAGCACGGUGCCUUCUUGGGUAUGAGACUUUGCCGCUGCAAGGGAUCCACUAUGGCAAAAGCCAACAUCGAUUGGAUGACUUCGACGAUUCCCUAUUGAGAUCUUUGGGUGGGAACGCCUUCCAAGCGCACUGCUGCGCUAUCAUGUUCCUGGUCAAAGCAGCGGUGCAGAAGAGAAAGGCCAAGAUUCAGAAUCCUGGCAUGAAGCCUUCCAAGAGAUUGCGAACCAUAGAUGAUCUAUGUGAGUGGGACUAG
Messenger RNA from Durusdinium trenchii, 5067 nucleotides. NCBI's taxonomy places the organism in Eukaryota, Dinophyceae, Suessiales, Symbiodiniaceae. The record is from the annotation of a GenBank genome assembly.